AUGCAGGUCGCGACCUGCAGAUCUAACUUGAGAAGAUCUCGCUUUUUUCGCUGCGGAGGAGAAACGCUGUUCUUUUCGCUACCAGAAGUUGCAUUGGUGCUCAAGGUCCUCGAGCAGAAAAGAGCGAUUAUUGAUGCGUUUGAAUCGCAGCGACUCAUGUUUGCCUUUGAUUUUCCGAGAUUCGUAAAAAGCACGACAAGAUUAGAGAUACAAUACGCGGUCCAAACCGAAGAAAUGGUCUACGAGAUGGAGCGUGACACCCGUAUGACACCCGCUGUGUCCAGCAUAAAGUUUAAUAUGAAGUCACAGGAGACGAUGGACUUCGGUAGUGCUCGCGCGCCUGCUCCGGUGGUGUAUAUUUCGGUAGACGUGGAUAGUUUAUCUACGUCUGUAGUCUCGUCCCUGCCUUCCAAGAUCCCAUUUUCCCAUCACUCGACGUCCAAGUCGUCUGCGAUUGCUGCAUCGUUCCCUGCUUCGGUGUAA
This is a messenger RNA of Peronospora farinosa, 483 nucleotides long. Lineage: Eukaryota; Oomycota; Peronosporomycetes; Peronosporales; Peronosporaceae. The record is from the annotation of a GenBank genome assembly.